AUGGCUGUGGACUUCGCUCUCUAUGCAAUAUUCAUUCUCGUGUACCAAGUGCAACCCCAACGUCGGCAUGCGCACGGAAGUUCUUACUUCACGCUGGCGGCCAUACUUGGCCUCCUAUUGUCGUCUACGAUCUCGACUGUGGCCAAUGCGGUUUUCUAUGUGGUCGAGAUCCCUCCCUACCUUGGCACAUCGGAACGCGGCAUCGAAAUGUUGCUUUUGCGUCUGUCCAUAGUGAUCACGGUGGCCCAGGACGUCAACUUUGUUUUGAGCGACGCCGUGCUGGUUAGCCGAGCCUGGCGUCUAUGGCCAUACAACCGCUUCGUCAAAGGUGUAUUGUUACUCUGCGUGAGUGCAACCGUCGUAGGCAGCAUCGUGGAGUGCUCAUCGGAUUUCUGGCGCGGUCUCUCUACGCUAGGAAAAUUGGAGAGGAAUUCCCAGUAUUUUACUAGGUUCAUUCCCCUCUUGACGACGAAUGUUGUCGCGACAGCCCUCAUCGGAGCGAAAGUAUUACAGUACCGCCGAGACAUCAAGGGCGCCCUCGGUCUACUCACGCAAAAAACGCAGACGGAAGCGAUAAUCAUGCUGCUCCUCGAGUCGGGUGUCGCAUAUGUUCUCUUCUGGGUCGCAGGAUGCGUCGUUCAGACUGUCGCGGUUCACGACCAGUUCUCCAGCGUGCGCGUCUUCGAAGGAACCUACCACCACAUUGCCCGCACGCCCGAGGAGGAGCUGGCAUCAGCGCGUAGGAAGCAGCGGAAGCUGGACAAGAAGCGCCGCAUGGAGCAGCCCUACUCGACCAAGCGAGUGAAGACUAGCACUGACUACGACUACGUCUUCGACAUUGACGGCGUCCCCCGCCCAGGCGUUGCAGACUACGAUGCUGGUCCCUCUCAGUACUAUGAUCGCGCGUUUAAACCAGACCCUGAUGUCCUGAGAGCUGAGAUGGAGGAACAGGCAUUCCGCGAGAAGAUGUUCGAUGCGCUUGGGGACGAGGAGCGUCUGGAUGGAAUCGAGGCGCAGUUCAAUGACUAUGCGCACGUCCCCAAUCGUUGGGGAGGUGGCUCGACGACGAGGGAGCGCGUCUACCACGACGAGGACAGCUUCCUGCACACCGAUCCUCAACAUCUGGACGAGGAAGAGUACGCCGAGUGGGUAAGGCUAGGGAUGUACAGACGAACCCACGCCGCCGAAUACGCUGAGCAAGAACGUCAGAAAGCAGCCAAAGCAGCUCGCAAAGCAGAAGAGCGUGCCCGGCGGAAGGAGACCCGCCGCCUCGAGAGGGCGGCAGAAGAGGAACGGCGCCUACGUCGAGCACACAAGGACGCGAUGCGCUUCGCAGAGGCUCGAGAAAGAUACGAAGAACGAUGGAAGGAGCUGCUCGCGGAACAACCCACCGACGCGGCGUUGCUCACCUUCGCCGACAUACCAUGGCCGGUCCUCGCUGCGCAUCGACAUCACGGCAAGGACGGCAAAGAUCCUCGGUUGACCGUCGAUGACCUGACCCUGGACUCCAUCUCAGCGUUCCUCCUGCCUGCGAGCAAUCCCUCGAAAGUAGAGAAUACGGACGAGGACGCUAUAGAGGAGGCGCGCAAGAAGGAACGCAAAGAGCGCCUGCGCGCGUCGUACCUCCGCUUUCACCCUGACAAAUUCGAGGGUCGGCUCAUGAAGCGCGUUCACCCCGACCACCAGGAAGGGGUGAAGGAGGCUGUCGGUGCAGUCGUUCGCGCACUGAAUACCCUCAUGUCGGAGGACUAGCUGUACCUGCCCUGUACGAUAAUUGUAUACCAUGCUGGCAUUCGCGCCACCUAGAAGGAUAUCUUCGAACCAUCACUCUCAGGCAGCAGUGUGAGGAGUCG
Messenger RNA from Schizophyllum commune H4-8, 1853 nucleotides. RefSeq lists its product as uncharacterized. Gene Ontology annotation, biological process: canonical NF-kappaB signal transduction. The record is from RefSeq and is a predicted model, not a curated record. The transcript has 9 exons. The coding region runs from base 1 to 1752 and encodes 583 amino acids. NCBI's taxonomy places the organism in Eukaryota, Fungi, Basidiomycota, Agaricomycetes, Agaricales, Schizophyllaceae.